Molecule: messenger RNA, 3510 nt
Organism: Pollicipes pollicipes
Lineage: Eukaryota; Metazoa; Arthropoda; Thecostraca; Pollicipedomorpha; Pollicipedidae
Product: plectin
Exons: 3
Coding region: 53-3409 (1118 amino acids)
Source: RefSeq, a predicted model, not a curated record
GCCGGCGUCGGCGGUGGCGGCCGGCUGCCGCUGCGCUGAGGUUGAGGACCGGAUGGACGCGCUGCGGGCCGAAGAGCGACAGCUGUGCGGCCAGUUGCUGCAGAUGUGCGACGGCCUGGAGCGGCUGGACGCCCGCGCCGAGGGGUUGGAGCAGAGUCAGCGCCAGGCGGCGGCAGAGGCGGACCGUCGCCAGCAGCUAGAGCAGCAGGCGCUCUUGCUGCGCCGUACCGCCGAGGGGCAGGCGCUGAGAAUCAAGGAGCUGGAGCUAUUGGUGCAGGUGGCGCGCGAGAGCGAGCUGGACGCCCACGAGAACACGUGCCAGCUGGCGGAUCGGCUAUCGUCACUGGAGGGGGAGCUGGCCAGCAGUGAGUCCCAGCGCCAGACACUGGAGGAGAUGCGGGACGACCUGCUCCGCCAGCUGGUCGACACGGUAGAUCAAUUGAACGAAGGCCGCGCGCAGCGCGAGCACGGCGAGCGUGAGCAGGCGCUGCUGCGGCACCGUUGCGACGCCCUGGACGCCGACCUGCGGCGCACGUCGCAGCAGAUUGCCGAGCGCGAACAGGAGGCGGCCGUGCUGCGCGACGGCCUGGACGAGGCGCGCCAGCUGAACCGGCAGACCGAGGUCGAGUCGUGCCAGGCGGAGCGCGGCGAGGCCGAGCUACGGCUGGCCGCGCUCGACGGCAGCCUGGCGUCACUCGGCCAGGAGCGCGACGAGCUGGCCGCCUCCCGCGCCGACCUGCAGCGGCAGCUGGACGAGCGUGGCAUCGAGCAGCGCCGCGCCCAGGCGGCGCUCGACGAGCUGCUGCGCCACAAGACCGAGUUGAACGAGCGGCUAGAGGAGUUGGGUGCCGAGACCGAGCAGUCGGCGCGCGCAACGGCAGAGUUGCUCCGCGUGCGCGACGCCGUGGAGCGGCAGCUGGCGGAGGCGCGCGAGGAGGUGGGCCGCGUCUCGGUCGAGUUGAGCGGCGAGGCGGAGCGCCGUCGGCAACUCAGCUCCGAGCUCUGGUACGCUGGCCUGCAGCGGCGCCUGACGGAGCAGGACGCCGCCGACCUGGCGCGCGCGCUGGAGGAGAAGGAGCGCGCCAUCCGCAGCAUGAAAGAGGUGUGGCGCAGCAAGCAGGUGCGCCUCGAGGAGCUGGCGCAGCGCGUCGAUGGGAUGCAGGCCGCCAUCCACAGCGCGUCGAACGAACUGGAGCAAGCGAGAGAUGACGUGCGGGCAGAGCGCAUGCGCGCCGAGGAGCUGGCGCAGCUCGAGCGCGGCCGCCAAGAGAUGCUGGCACUGCUCCAACAGGAGAAGGCGGCGCUGGCGCUGGCCGUGGCCGAGCGCCAGGACGAGUUGGACGAGGCGCGCUGCGAGCUGGACGCGGUGCGCUCCGAUCUGGUCCGUGCGGCGCGGGCGGCGGACGAGCAAACGGCGUGUCUGCAGUCCGAGCUGGAGCAGGUGGAGGCACGCUGUGACCGCGCUCAGGUGGAGCUGGAGUCGGUCAGAGGUGAAUUGCGCGAGAGCAACGCCGAGGUCGAGCUUAGGGCGAGCGAGGUGGAGGCGCUAACCGCGACGCUGAAGGACACGCAGGAAGUGUUGGUGGGCAAGUCCGCCGAGAUCAGUGCUCUGCAGACGGACAUCUGCGAAAAGGAGGAUGCCAUCACCGUGCUGGAGUGUAGGCUGGAGAGCCUGGACGCCGAAGGGCGGCGCCAGAAGGAGGAGCUGCGCAAGCUGGAGGAGCGCGGCGGGACGCUGACGGACCGCGUGGCAACCCUGGAGCGCGAGGCGGCGGAGCGGACCGAGCAGCUGUCGCUGACCGCGGCAGCGCUCGCCGAGAAGACGGACAGCUUGAUUAGUCUGUGCUCGGCGCGCGACCUGCAGGAGGCGGCGCUGAACGAGCUUGGCCUGCGGCUGAACAAGCAGCGGUCGGCGCUGGUCGACGGCGAGGCAGCGUUAGAGCUGGCGCGCGGCGACGGCGCCGAACUGCGCCGACGUUGCCAGGAACUGGAGCUGACCGGCGAGGCGACGCGGCUGGAGCUGGUGGCGCUGCAGGCGACGAUGGCCGAACGCGAGGACGAGCUGGUCGCGGUGCGCCGCCACCUGAUCGACGUGCGUGAACAGAACGGCGACCUGGCGCACGUUUGUGACGAGCAACGCCAGGAGCUGGCGCUGAGAGCGAGCUCGCUGCAGCUGGCUGAGGACCGGCUGGCGGACGGGGAGGCCCAGCUGGCGGGCCUUCGCCGGCAGACCGACGAUCUCACCCGCACCUGCGACGAGUCCCGGCAGGAGAUGGCCCUGAAGCAGCGCGAGCUGACGGAGGCGGCGGACAAGCUGAACAACAUGGAGGCUGAACUGGCGACCACCCAGCAUGAGCUGCAGGAUGCAGAAAGCAGGCUGGAAGAGAAGGAGAAGGAGUUGAAACUCAAGCACGUCGUGUUGGAAGAGGCAGAAGAGAGACUGAAGCUCAAGGAGUGUGAACUGUCUGACCUCCGUCAGCAGAAUAACGACCUGGAGCGCGACUGCGACGGCUCCCGCCAGGAGCUGGUGCUAAAGGAGAAAGAGCUGAAAGAAGCAGGCGACAAAUUGGCAACGAAGGAGCGUGAACUGAACGAACUAAAAGAGCAGAGUGUUGACCUGUCGCGCCAGUGUAAUGACUUCCGGCAGCAGGUGAUCGACAGGGAGACCGAAGUGCGGCAGGCGGAGGACAGACUUAAAGCCAAAGAGACAGAGCUUGCUGAUCUCAACAAGGAGAACGGGGACCUGGCGCGCGCCUGUGGAGAUGUUCGAAAGGAGAUGGCUGUCAGACAAACUGAGCUAAGGCAGGCAGAAGACCAUUUGGAGGCUGAAAGAGCCCAGUUGAUACUAAAAAACGCCGAGCUGCUGCAGACAGAGGCCGAGCUGAAAACCAAGGAUAGUGAGCUGGCCGAGCUUCGCGAGCAAAACUGCGAACUGGAGCGCAUCCGCGACGAAAGCCACCAGGAAUUAGCGCUGAAACAGACGGAGCUGCGGGCGGCUGAUGACCAUUUGCGGGCGAAGGAGGGUGAGCUGACGUUGAAGCAGACUGAACUCUUGCAGGCAGAAGACAAGUUGAAGGCCAGGGAGGCGGAGCUGGCCGACCAACGGCAGGAGGUGGACCGGCUGAAGAGGGUGAAUGCCGAUGCCGUCGCGUCGCAUAAGGAGGCCCAGGCGGUGGUGGACAACGUCAAGAGGAGCAUGGAGGAGAUGAAGUCGCUGUACGAGGAGAUCAUCGACGAGAAGGACUCAAACAUCGCCGACCUUAAGGAACAGGUGGACGCCGUCGUUCAGGAGAAGCUCGGGCAGGCUGAGCUGGCCCGAACCCAGCGUGAGGAACUGGCCGCCAAGCUGGAGAAGGCCGAGAAUGCUCGGAAGGAGACCGACGAAGGAAUGCACCGUCCUGCGGAAUGAGAUCAAGCUGACGAACACGUCCAUCGAGUACCUGGAGGCCCAGCGGCAGCAGGCGGCGGCCGCCAUCGAGGCCGCCUCGCGCGCGCACCGUGACCAGCUGU